Molecule: messenger RNA, 2204 nt
Organism: Thermothelomyces thermophilus ATCC 42464
Lineage: Eukaryota; Fungi; Ascomycota; Sordariomycetes; Sordariales; Chaetomiaceae
Exons: 1
Coding region: 28-2151 (707 amino acids)
Source: RefSeq, a predicted model, not a curated record
AUAAAGCGCCGGGUUACCCGCAGGAGAAUGUUGACCUGGUCGUGGUUCUCCGCAGUCGCCGUACUGCUGCUGCUCUGGCUCUACCUCUACGGCUUCGGAUACGGCUUCGGAUACGGGCCAGGCCGGCAGCGGGUGUCUGGUCCGCCGCUGGAUGUGGGCAAGGACGACGCCGAGAAGCCCGCAGCAACAACAGCAACAACAGCAACAGCAACAACAACGACAACCAAAACUACUGCGACAGACACCGUCACCACUACCACCACUGCUGCUCCCACCGCCGGUCCCAUGCCCACAACACACAAACCCGGCGGCACUGCCGCAGCCCGCCCCGCCGUCGUUCUUCGGCAGGGCACCUACAUCGGCACCACGCUGCUGGCCUCGCACCGCUUCCCCAGGGCUCUCGACGCCUUUCGCGGCGUGCCAUACGCCCAGGAUACGAGCGGCCCGAACCGGUUCCGUCCGCCCCAGCCGCUGCCAGAGUCCACAGAGGUCUUUGAUGCGGUAAGGUGGGGCAAGAUAUGCCCCAACGACGGAGUGGUGCUGCGCAACAUGAGCGAGAACUGUCUGAACGCCAACAUCUACCGGCCCGCCGGCUUGGUCGACCGGGAUGGGUACGAGAAGACGGCCGACGGCACCAGGAGGCGGCCGCGCCUGCCCGUCGUCGUGUACAUCCACGGCGGCGGCUUCAACAAGGGCAACGGGACCGAGCGCAACAUGGCCAGCUUCGCCGCCUGGUCCAAGGAACCCAUAGUGUCCGUCAGCUUCAACUACCGCGUCGGCGCGCUGGGCUUCCUGCCGUCCGACGUGACCGCCCGGGAAGGGCUGCUGAACCUGGGCCUGCGCGACCAGCAGAUGCUGCUGGACUGGGUUCAGGAAAACAUCGAGGCCUUCGGCGGCGACCCCAAGAACGUGAGCGUUAUGGGCCUCAGCGCGGGGGCGCACUCGAUCGGCCACCACAUUAUGUACUACUCCAGCAGGUCCACCCCGCCCCCCUUCAUCAAGGCCAUCCUCGAGUCCGGUGCGACCACGGCCCGUGCCGUGUUCUACCCGACCCACCCUCGCCACCUCGUCCAGUUCCGCGAGUUCCUCAUCGCCGCCGGCGUCGCCGGCAUUCCCGAGUCGGAGCUGUUCGACCACCUCCGCAAGCUGCCUCUCGAGACCAUCGUGCGCGCCUCCAAGGUCGUCUGGGACAAGUACGUCGACAGCGUGACCUGGCCCUUCCAGCCCGUCAUCGACAGCCCCAACCACCUGGCCCAGUCGAGCCACGCCGAGCUCGACGCCCCCCGCCCGCCGCUGAUCCCCGACCUCCCCAUCAAGUCGUGGCUCGCCGGCAACCACCUCCGCAUCCCCGUCAUAACCGGCUUCAGCACCAACGAGGGGACCAUGUUCAUCCCCCACAACGCCGACACGGCGGCCGACUUCCGCUCCUUCUUCCAGACCCUCAUCCCCACCCUCACCCCGGGCGACCUCGACGAGCUCGAGGCCCUCUACCCGGACCCCGUCAGGGUGCCCACGAGCCCCUACCGCCGCGGCAUUCCGCCCGGCGCGGGCAGGCAGUGGGCGCGCCUCGACGCCGCCUACUCGCACUACGCCUACAUCUGCCCCGUCCUGCAGACGGCCCACUACAUGUCCCUGUCGGGCGUCGGCCCCGUCUACGUCUACCGCUACGCCGCCACCUCGUCCAACGGCACGGCCAACCACGGCGACGAGGCCCCCGCCGUCGCCCACGACGUCAUGGAGCUCCGCGGCCGCGUCGGCAUGCGCGCCAUCGCCCGCGCCAUGCACGGCCGCUGGGCGCGCUUCGUGGCCAGCGACGCGUCCAGUCCGGACAUCAUCAGUGCCCACCAACACCCCCAUAAGAAGGAGAGGAGCGGCAGCGUCAACGACGCGGACGACUACGACGAGGUCGAGUGGCCGCCUUUCGUCUCGCCGUUCGGGCCCGACGGCGACCGCGAGGGCACGGGCAAGAUCAUGGUGUUCGGGGAAGGCAACGACGAGAUGGGCGGGGGGUGGCACCGGGGGGUGCCGGCCAAGGUGGUCGAGAUGACGGAGCUCGAGAAGGAGGCGUGCCGGUUCUGGUGGCCGAGGGUCUGGCUGAGCGAGGGGAUGGGUUGGAAAGAUGGGAAGCGCUCGGCCGAGGUGAGGCUAUGAAGAUUGAAAAGACAUCUUUUUGACAUAUCUGGCGUUUUAGUUUCUUUUUUUUU